CUCUUUGUAAUAUUGAACAUUUUUACCAUUGUUGCUAUGCACCUGCCUAUGCAUAUAGUCCACUGCAGGCUUUGCUUUUGGGGUAAGUUGUCACAAUUCAGAACUAUACAGUAGUUUCCUGAUGCUAAUUUGAUCUUGAGUUAAAAAAUCCUGUGAAUAAAGUUCACAUUUAUAAAUAUUAAUUAAUUGACCUGUGCCCUAUAAUCUAUGGAAAAGUGUUCACUUAAUGGAAGCAUGGCAUUUACAAAGAAUAUUAAAGAUCAAACACAAAAUCAUUGUAGUCAAUAGAUAUAGUAGACUACUACCGAAUUAAAACCUUUUCAUUAUUAUAACUUCCCAAUUUUCGGGCCUAUCAGAUAGCAAAUUCACUUAUUACAUUUCAUUGAUGGUGUCUGAGCUCAUGUAAGGCAAAUAUAUAUCACUGACAUCGACAGUACAUUGAACAAAUUGAUUUUUGUUUACUUGUAUUGUGUUGUGUGUUUGACAUUAUUUGCCCUCGUUAUUUGCCUUAAAACAACUUUUACUUCUGGUUACAAAAAAUAGAUAAGCGUUCCCAAACAGCCUACUUCCAUUCUAAGUGAAAAUCAGCAAGUGUCAGAAUUCACAGUAUUCAAAAAACAGGAAAAAAAGAACCCGGAUGACCCACUACUUCCAGCUAGAUUUUUAAGUGUACAUUUUAUGUUUACUAUCUCAUGAGCACGCGAGACCCGAGGAGCCCCUAAAUUCAAAAAUGUGAAUAUAAUAAAAAUGUCAGAAAUCUAGGUAUCAAGAAAUGUCCUCCUUUACACAUAAGUAAAUCAUGGUUGCAGUUAUUUUUUUAGCCAUUUCUUCGGUAAAUGCAUUUAUAUUAUUUCAAAUAAGAGAUACAUUUAUUGUUUUUGUGUAUUAACAAAUACACUGUAAAAAAAAUCCGUAGAAAUUGCAGCUGGGUUGCCGGUAAUUUACCGUAAAUUUAAAUUUAUGUUUUUUACUGGCAACAUUUUGUUCAAAGUUAAAUGAACAUUAAACAUUUACAAAAUCUUUACAGAGUAAAACUAAAAAAAACAGCACCAAGCAAAACAUUCUGGGAAACAAAAUCUGAAGCAAAAAACAGAAAAAGGUUGAUGAUGAUUUCUGGUUCCCAGAAUGCUUUGCAUGAGGCUGUUAUUGUAUAGUUUUAUUCUGUAAAGAUAAAAACUAUAUAUUAGUAUUUAAAAAUUAUUUAACUUUGAACAAACUCUUGUCAGUAAAUAACAUAAAUGUUAAUCUACAGUAAAUUACCGGCAACCCAGCUGCAAUAUCAUUGUAAUUUCUACGGAAUUUUUUUACAGUGUAGUAUUUUAUAAUUUUUCUUUAAAUGGAAAGAUGAGUUGUAAAAACUUUUUUUACAGAUGUGCUUAACCAGAAAACAUGCAAACUAUAGCCAACACAAGCUAACCUUGAAUAAAAAAAAAAAACAAUUACUAUGAUGCUUAGUCCACAGUAUAUUGGAUGUCUUUGCAAACAUACUUUAUAUUUUUAAAGGGAAACAUUGUCAUGCAUUACAAACUCUGAUGAUUUUCGGAGUGAAAGUGUUUAAUAACAGAUCUAUGUGUGCUUUUAUCAUACCAAAGUUUUACCUUACUUACCUUUUUUUAUUAUAUUUAAAUAAUUAUACAAUGUGUAGCAUCAUUGUAUAAUAGAUGUUUGCUAAUGCGUAUCCCAACUAAAUAAUGAAAAGGAGGAGAAAACUCACCUGUCCAAAAAUCAUGUCACCUUCAGGCACAUUAAACAUUGUCUAUGCUAGAAAUUUUUCUCAGCAAUAAAACAAUGAUUAUUGCAAAGGGUGACAUUCUUUGUUCAUGAAGUAAAGAGUUUUGAAUAUUGCAUGUUAUUCAUGUUGAAUGUUAUUUAGUACUGGCACUCGAAACAUUUGUAAAGGGAUUUUUUUUAUAAACAGUUCCUUCAUGAAGUGAGCUUAUUUGGAACACGUGAGCAAAAAAUUUACCAAUGAAGCCCACCAGACUUUUGACUUUAUUCAUAAAAUAAAGUUCUAAUUAAUACACUUUCAAAUAAGAGAUAAAAUUAGUACUAAUUUUUUUCUUAUAACCUAUGUUAAAGGCAGGGUGCAUGAUUUUUGAAAAACACUUUGGAAAAGGGGGUCGGGUUGAGUACCAAAACAAACUUUAGCCAAUGGGGCAUGUCUACUAACCAACAUCGUUGCGGGUCUAUCAAAAGAAGGUCCAGAUUCUAUUGGGGUAGGGGCGUGUUUGUUUAGGUGAUUUUAAAUGUCAACAUUGGCUUUCAGAGAUCAUGCACCCUGCCUUUAAUAUCUAUAAAAAAAACACUGAUCGCUCAUUUAGACCAUAUGGUGGCGCUGUCACUUUCAGAGUGUAGUUUAUAGAUGAAAAUUCUAUGAGCCAAUCAGAAAGCAGGUUUAAUUUUAAAAGACAGCAGGACUUCUCACAAAUAAACCAAACAUAAUUUUUUAUCUUUAUUAAAAUAAUAUUAUUGUAGGCUACCUAUCUUCAAGACUAAAGACAUUAAAGUUCAAGUUAUUCACACUUAAAUGUAUAGUAAAAAAAAUUAAACAACAGGUUAAAUGCAUGUAUCUAUUGGAUAGUGUUAAGCUGUUUGUUUUAAUAAUUUUAAUAAUACUGUUGAUUAAAAUAUUUACAUUUGCCAUAUGUAGUAUUAGCACCAUUGUAUGAGCUAGAACUUAUAUAAAGACAGUAAACACUUUUCAAAGCAGUUAUCCUAACUUUCAAAACCAGAAUUGCUUAAAUUGAAUGGAUUGUCUCAUGUGCACACAUCUGUUUCAACAUUCUUUACAAUACAAACAACUUGUACUGCAUAACAAACUAUUAUCCAUGCUGUUCUUCCAUUGUUUUAUUCCAUUUCAAAGAUCGUCUGAAAAGGGCAAAUCAUCACUAUAAUAAGCUGCUGCGUUGUCAAUGUAACUUAAGCUCGUAGAAGUGACAGUGACCCCAGUCAAUGGACUUGAACACACCGCAGACUUUUUUUAGAGGACUGGGGAGAGUUUUUGUAUUAAGCAGGUCUUAAAAGUCCCCUUCUCUGACUCCCAUUUAGUUAAAAACAAAAAAAUAUGUUAAUUUGCAGCCAUGUUAAAGGUUUAUCAGUAGUUUUGAUUAUAUAUACAAAAAAACAUAAAUUAUAAUUGAUGCAGAGCAAAAUCACUAUAAGCAGCUCCUGUUCCCUCACCGGAUCAAAAUGUAUGCAUCGCAUAAAAAAAUGUAUGCAUCGCAUACUGAUACAGCAAGCUGUGCAUUGCAUUGGAUAAUACAUGCAUUUUACGGGCCUAUUCUUGUUUUUUUACAAUUAACACCUGCUGAUGAGGUGCUAGAGGACGCGCCUACGUCUCCUUUGAACUCAACCAUGGCUGAAGUGUUAUUGUGGAGCUCGUCUGGGCUGGCGUCUCUGUUCUUGCCACCCGUCUUCCACGACCACAUUUCUUCCUUAACCCUUAUCGUUUUUAUUGAACGGACAUAAAUAACUUGCAUUACUGACAUGAAUAAAACUAAUGAAGUAAACUGAUAAAGACUUUAGCACCUUUAAACGCCAAUAAUUGGUUUAAUUAACUUUGUGUUGCGCAGGAAAACACAUAAACUUGCCCAUUCACAGCCUGUAUAUAGUAUUUAAUCAAUGUAUAAAAACUUAUCUUAAUCACAAAACAAGGCGAAAUGUUUAACAAAGCAUGCGCUAAUGAGCUGCACGUGAGCUUCCGUGUGACUCGUCAAAAUGGAUCAUCUGUGCAGCAAGUGUUUGUGCCUUGGAUCUCAACAAGAAGGGAACAUUGAAGAAUCAGGGGUCGCUCACGCAGCAAUGAACCCUUGCCAGCUUUUUGCAUCGUUGGUGAUGUCUAUGUGCUGUCACAUAUUGUCGACAACAGCAUGGUACAGUAUUUUUUACAGAAUAGAAAAAAACAUUUGUUAUUAUCAGUCACUGAUAUAUUUCCUAAAUUACAAAAAAUAUUUGCUAACGUCUUUUUUCUUCUUGUUUUCUAGGUCAGUAAAUAACUUCCUCAUGACAGGACCAAAGGCUUAUCUUACAUACACAAGCAGUGUGCAGGCAGGCGCACAAAGCGGUAUUGAGGAAUGUAAACAUCAGUUUGCAUGGGACAGGUGGAACUGUCCGGAAAGCGCACUCCAGUUAUCCACACACAAGGGUCUAAGGAUUGCCACCAGAGAAACCGCUUUUGUGCAUGCCAUAAGUGCUGCUGGGGUCAUGUACACCUUAACCAAAAAUUGCAGCAUGGGAGACUUCGAUAACUGUGGCUGUGACGACUCCAAGGUUGGAAAAAUUGGUGGUCGUGGUUGGGUUUGGGGAGGCUGUAGUGACAAUGUUGACUUUGGAGAAAGAAUCGGCAAACAAUUUGUCGAUGCGCUGGAAAAUGGUCACGACUCUCGCGCUGCAGUAAAUCUGCACAACAACGAGGCUGGUAGACUGGCUGUCAAGGCAACACUCAAGAGAACCUGCAAGUGCCAUGGUGUGUCUGGAAGCUGCAGUAUUCAGACAUGUUGGAUGCAGCUUGCUGACUUCAGGGAUAUCGGUACCUAUUUGAAAAUCAAGCAUGACCAAGCACGGAAACUUGAGAUGGACAAAAUAAGGAUGAGAGCAGGAAACAGUGCCGACAAUCGUGGCGCAAUCGCUGACACUUUCAGCUCUGUAGCGCGCACAGAGCUCAUUUAUAUGGAAGAUUCGCCAGACUACUGUACAAAGAACCAUAGCCUGGGACUGCAUGGGACAGAAGGACGCGAAUGUUUACAAAGCGGGAAAAAUCUUUCCCAGUGGGAAAAAAGAAGCUGCAGGAGGCUCUGCCAUGAAUGUGGUCUAAAAGUAGAAGAGAGAAAGAUAGAGACUGUGAGCAGUUGUAACUGCAAAUUCCACUGGUGUUGCACAGUCAAAUGCGACACAUGCACUCAGACUGUUACGAAGUAUUUUUGCGCAAAAAGGAAUAAAAGCCGUCGGCCGCACAACCAUUCACGCAGAAGGCAACACACGCGUAAUAGAUGACACUCAUAUUUUGCAUUUAUAUUUAGUUGUACAUUUGUAAUAUGUAAAUAUAUUUUAAAUUAUAUUUUAAGAUGUGCUGUUUUUCACUUAAAUUAUUCUGCACAUUGCUGACAGAAAAAAAAAUGUAAUUUCAUCCCCUACAAGGUCUUCCUCUCUCUCACUGUCAAUUGGAUGGUUCACAUACUUCUAAAUGUACGACUUUAUGUUCAUUAAAUGCACUUUUUCGUUCUUUACAUUAGAUCACAGAUUUUGUUACUGAAAUAUGUUUAAAGGAUGUUUUGAAUAUUUGCACCGAUAUUGUGUUUUAUUGAAGUUCGUUUGACAGUGUUUCACAAGGGGUUUGAAGUGUUAUGUUUUAUGGAACUUAUUUAAAGCAAUUAUUUUUUAAAC
This is a messenger RNA of Paramisgurnus dabryanus, 5382 nucleotides long. It is a transcript of the gene wnt8a, whose product is annotated as wingless-type MMTV integration site family, member 8a. Lineage: Eukaryota; Metazoa; Chordata; Actinopteri; Cypriniformes; Cobitidae. Gene Ontology annotation, molecular function: frizzled binding; cytokine activity. Gene Ontology annotation, cellular component: extracellular region. Gene Ontology annotation, biological process: multicellular organism development; neuron differentiation; cell fate commitment. The record is from RefSeq and is a predicted model, not a curated record.